Molecule: messenger RNA, 4814 nt
Organism: Phycodurus eques (leafy seadragon)
Lineage: Eukaryota; Metazoa; Chordata; Actinopteri; Syngnathiformes; Syngnathidae
Gene: sema5ba
Product: sema domain, seven thrombospondin repeats (type 1 and type 1-like), transmembrane domain (TM) and short cytoplasmic domain, (semaphorin) 5Ba
Exons: 21
Coding region: 165-3584 (1139 amino acids)
Biological process (GO): axon guidance; semaphorin-plexin signaling pathway; axon extension
Molecular function (GO): semaphorin receptor binding; chemorepellent activity
Source: RefSeq, a predicted model, not a curated record
UCGCCGAGAGAAGGGCCCUCUAGGCGGACACGGAAUCUGGAACGCGCCGCUCCCUUGGAUCACCGCCACCGUCAACGUUAUUAGCGUCAUUGUUAUCAUUGGCGGACGUGAGGAACAUCUGAGAAGCUGCAUCCCACUUGGCUUUUAAAGGAGCGGUCGUCACCAUGACAACAUCCAUGGCCGGCCUCCUCCUGCUGAGGCUCCUCCUCCUCCUCCUCCCAACGGCGGCGACGAUGGCGGGGGUGGCGGAAGCCCAUCCCAACGCUUCUUCGGCGUUCCUGACGGCGUCACUUUUCCAGCCGCUUACUCAGCCUGAGUGCGCCAAGAAAGAACAUCCGAAAGUAUCCGCACAAGUGCUCAGUCCGUGGAUGUCCACGUUUUCCUGGGCCGGCGUGCGGGAUUUCUCCCAGCUGACGCUCGACCUCGCCAGGAACGAACUCAUCGUGGGCGCCAGGAACUUCCUGUUCAGGCUUGACCUUAGCAACAUGUCACUGAUCCAGGUAACAGAAUGGUCGCCCGACGACGAGACCAGGAGGUCCUGUCAGAGCAAAGGCAAGACGGAGAUAGAGUGUCAGAACUACAUCCGAGUGCUGCUGGUCAACAAGACCCAAGUCAUGACCUGCGGGACCAACGCCUUCCAGCCCCUCUGCACCUCCAGAGAGGUGGGUAACAUGAGCAAGGUGUUGGAGCGCGUGAACGGCGUGGCUCGCUGCCCGUACGACCCUCGCCACAACUCCACGGCCGUGUUGACGGAGCGCGGAGAGCUGUACGCCGCAACCGUCAUCGACUUCUCGGGACGUGACCCCGUCAUCUACCGCAGCCUGGGGGGGAUGCCGCCGCUACGCACCGCACAGUACAACUCCAAGUGGCUCAACGAGCCGCACUUCAUCUCGGCGUACGACAUGGGCCUGUUCACGUUGUUCUUCCUGCGGGAGAACGCGGUGGAGCACGACUGCGGCAAGACGGUGUACUCGCGGGUGGCGCGCGUGUGCAAGAACGACAUCGGCGGCCGCUUCCUGCUGGAGGACACGUGGACCACCUUCAUGAAGGCGCGCCUGAACUGCUCGCGCUCGGGCGAGAUCCCUUUCUACUACGACCAGCUGCAGAGCACCUUCCACCUGCCUGAGCAGGACCUCAUCUACGCCAUCUUCACGACCAACGUAAACAGCAUUGCAGCGUCGGCCGUGUGUGCCUUCAACCUGAGCGCCAUUACGCGCACCUUCAACGGGCCGUUCCGCUACCAGGAGAACCCUCGCUCCACCUGGAUGCCCACCCCCAAUCCCAUCAGCAACUUCCAGUGCGGGACCAUUAAGGACGAGGGCCCGAACGAGGGUCUGACGGAGCGCAGCCUGCAGGAUGCGCAGCGCCUCUUCCUGAUGAACGAAGUGGUGCAGCCAGAGUCAGUGGAACCGCUGGUCAUGCAGGAUGACAUGCGCUUCUCCCACCUGGCUGUUGACAUAGUGCAGGGCAUGGACACGCUCUACCAUGUCAUGUACAUCGCCACCGAAUAUGGCAGCAUCCUAAAGGCGCUGGCCACGUCCAACAAGAACCUGCAAGGCUGCUACCUCGAAGAGAUGGAGCUCCUCCCAACUGGCGUGCAACAGCCAAUCCUGAGCCUGCAGAUCCUGCACAGUGACCGCUCGCUCUUUGUGGGCCUCAGCGACCGAGUGCUGAAGAUCCCCCUGGAGAGGUGCUCCACAUACCGCACUGAGAUGCUGUGUUUGGAGGCCCGGGACCCUUACUGCGGCUGGGACAUGCGUCAGUGGCGCUGCACGACGCUGGAGGACAGCACCAACAUGAGCCAGUGGAAGCAGAACAUCACGGCGUGUCCGAUGCAGAACCAGACUACGCACGGCGCCUUCGGGAGCUGGACGGCGUGGCACACGUGCAACAACGACGAAGGCGCGGAUGGAGGCACCGACGGCGUCAGCUCGUGUUGGUGCCGGUCCCGGUCGUGCGAUAACCCCGCCCCUCGCUGCGGGGGCAGGAUGUGCGACGGCGCCAUCAUUCAGGUGGCCAACUGCUCCAGAAACGGAGGCUGGACGCCCUGGUCUUCAUGGGGACAGUGCAGCACCAGCUGCAGUACGGGAUUCGAGUUGCGGCAACGCUCGUGCAACAACCCGGCGCCGCGGCACGGAGGGCGUGUCUGCGUCGGGGCCAGCCGUGACGAGAGGUUGUGCAACGAGGGGGUCCCUUGUCCCCAGCCGGUGCUGUGGUCUCCGUGGGGCUUGUGGACCAAGUGCAGCAGUGAGUGCAGCGGGGGGGUGCACUCGCGGGUGCGCACGUGCGAGAACGGCAACAGCUGCCCUGGAUGUGCCCUGGUAAGUGAUAAAAGUUUGCAAUCAAAUCGGAUGGCUUUUAGUUUGGAAACGAACACUGAAAGGAAGGACUGUCUGAACUUUCAGGAGUACAAGGCGUGCAACCUGGAGGCAUGUCCGGAGGUGAAGCGGAACACGCCAUGGACACCGUGGAUCCCGGUGAACGUGACGCAGGGCGGCGCCCGCCAGGAGCAGCGUACCCGCUACAUGUGCCGCGCCCACUUGGCCGACCCGCACCAGCUGCAGAUGGGACGCCGCAAGCUCGAGACGCGAUUCUGCCCCAAUGACGGCAGCGCUGCCUGCGACACUGACGACCUGGUGGAGGAGCUGCUGAGGACCCCGCUAGUUCGAGGGUCGAGCGCCCCUGGCUGGUCUUCUUGGGACUCCUGGUCUGCAUGCUCGCAGAGCUGCUCCAAAGGAUACCGCACCCGACGGAGAUCUUGUGCCGGACUGGAGGGCAAGAGCCCCCCCGUGGCCUGCAGAGGGUCCCCCGUCGAGUACCAGGACUGCAACGUCCAGGCCUGUCCAGUGAAGGGCGCGUGGUCGUGCUGGUCGCCGUGGUCCGAGUGUUCGGCGGGCUGCGGGGGCGGCCACUACCAGCGCACCCGGGCGUGCGCCAGCCCGCCGCCGGCAGCCGGGGGGAACAUCUGCCUGGGCCUGCACACCGAGGAGGCGCUCUGCAACACGCACGCGUGCCAAGGUGGCUGGAUGGCCUGGUCGCUGUGGUCAGCCUGCGACGACUCCGGGGUGCAGAUGAGGACCCGAACGUGCGGUAGUGCCGGGGGCUCCCCCUGCGUGGGCAAUGCCACUCAGUGGAGGGACUGCAACGAAAUACCUAUCAUCCUCCCUGCAUCAGGCUUUGACAAGGACCAACACUGCGGAGCGUUCACGUCCAUCCACCUGAUCGCCACCGGGGUGUCCUGCUUCCUGGGUGCGGGUCUCCUGUCCUUCCUGGUCUACGUAUACUGUCAACGCUUCCACAAGCCGUCACAGGAGUCGGCUGUCAUCCACCCGACCACACCCAACCACCUCAACUACAAGGGCAAUGCCACGCCAAAGAACGAGAAGUACACACCCAUGGAGUUCAAGACGCUGAACAAGAACAACCUUCUGCCGGACGAGCGCUCCAACUUGUUCCCGACGUCCGUGCAGCAGGCCAACGUGUACACCACCACGUACUACCCGCCCGCCCUCGGCAAGUUCGACUACCAGGCCAACGCCUCGCCGUCGCCCUGCCGGACCUUCGCCCACGCCAACAACAGCUGAGGCCCGAGCGACCCAUCGGGCGAGCCUCCCUUAAAGACGCAACAAGCCGGAACUUUCCGGGAGGAGAGCGAACGUCUUUUUUGACGAAAGGGACGACGGGAACCCGUUGUUUGGAAAAAAAAAAACUCAAGACAACAAGAAAACAAAAGUCCUGCUGAUAUCCGUGUGGGACCAAGUGUAAAUAAUCCCACCGGGAGAAAGACUCCAAUGGCUUGUCCAAUCGGAUCGUCCAAUCGGAUGGCUCCGAGGCAAAAUAGCGCGGAUGUCAUAUCAAAUAUGGCCGCCGUGCUGUGUUAAUAAUAAGCUAGUAGUUAAGGUGACACUUUUUUUACAAACGUUCUUUCUUUUCCGAAGAUGAUUCAUUGAAAUGGUUAAAGGUAGGGCUUCAAGCCUGGGUUAGGGCGUUAAAGUAGGGUUUUAAGUCUGGGCUAAAGUUUCAAAUUAGGGUGUCGAGCUGAGCUAGGGUCUCAGACCUGGGCUGUGUUUUCAAACAAAGGUUAGGGUUUCAACUUAAGAUACCAAGUUAAAAACCAGCUUAAAGCCAGGGUUACAGAUUCAAAGUAAACCAGGCUCGACACCCUACUUUGCAAGCCUCUUUAGAAGCCAGUAGCAUAGAUCCACUAACUCUUCGUCUUCUUUGUUGGUAACGGCACAUUCGUAGUGUUUAUUUUCUUUGUGUUCAUGUGUGUGGACGUGUACACUCCACACACACACACACACACACACACACAUGAAAGCAUACAGUGCAUUUCAUUCCAAUGCCAUUACGGUACUGCUGUGUGUGUGUGUGUGUGUGUGUGUGUGUGUGUGUGUGUGUGUGUGUACACAUAGCAUAGCUACUACCCCCAGAUCAUUGACAGCCUGUGAGUGUACAUGUAUGCAUACAUGUAUGUACCCAUGUGUCUAUUGAGUGUUGUUUUUAGGAAAGCCUUAUAGGUCACACGCAAGCACACACAUGAAAAUGUGUCGGGACUGCAGUUUGAAUGUUUGUGUGCGCGCGCGUGUUGUUUUCUAUGCAAGUUGGCGUAGACGACGACGACGACGAGGAGCGAGCGAGCGACCGGGCGGGCGGGCGCCUUUUAUCUGCUCGUCGUCCACACUGUGAAUCUUUUUGCUACUCUCUAUUUUUAUACCAGCAGUUAACGGACAAUAAAACUUGUUGGUGACAACCACCGAACGGAAAGCCGGAUGGAUGCUUUCGUGCUGCUGCUUCUUGUGUCUUCGAGUAAG